GAUUUCGAUACAGCUGCCCCGCAGCCGUCAAGCGGGUUAGUCUCCCCGGCCCUGUUACUCCUUUAGGACCCGGUUGAGAAGGCUGUCGUGGAGCAGGAGCGGGCUGAGGAGGGGGCGGUAAGCCCCUCUCUCCGCUCUCGGAAUGGCGGCCGAGUUCCACCUGAGGACCGGCAAGUUGGUGGCGUUGCUGAACGGCAACCGCACGGCCAAGCGUAACAAGCCGACCGAGGAGUUCAACCACGGGCUGGCGAUGAGCCGAGAGCCGCUGGGGGACGGGCAGCUCUUCCAGGUCCGGAUCGACAGGAAGGUAAAUUCCUGGAGUGGCUCGAUUGAGAUCGGAGUGACUGCCUUGGAUCCCAGUACGUUGGAUUUCCCCAGCAGUGCCACUGGGCUGAAGGGUGGCUCCUGGAUCAUCUCGGGCUGCUCAGUGCUGCGGGAUGGGCGCUCAGUUCUGGAGGAGUACGGCCAAGAUCUGGACCAGCUGAGUGAGGGUGACAAAGUGGGCAUUCAACGGACUGCUGGGGGUGAACUGCACCUGUGGGUGAAUGGGCGAGACUGUGGGGUAGCAGCCUCAGGGCUGCCCCCACGGGUUUGGGGCGUGGUUGACCUGUACGGCAAGUGUACUCAGGUGACCGUGUUGGGCUGUGACACCAUCUCUCGACGGGAAGAAACACGGAGACCCACUGCCACUGCCGCCACCACCACGACCACCACCAGCACUGAUGAAGGUUUUGUUGGGAUGGAGCUGUCGGAUGUUGUGAACAAUGCUAUUCUCUCAGCGUACAGUGGUAGCUUGCUGAACGUCAGCCUAGGCAGCCCGCUGGAUGGCAGCUGCUCAGUCACUUCCAACGAUGCCCUUCUCUUCCACGAGAAGUGUGGCACCCUCAUCAAGCUCAGCAACAACAACAAGACAGCCGAGCGUCGCCGCCCGCUUGACGAGUUCAACAAUGGCGUCGUCAUGACCAACCGCCCAUUGAGGGACAAUGAGAUGUUUGAGAUCCGGAUAGACAAGUUGGUGGACAAGUGGUCGGGUUCGAUCGAGAUUGGUAUCACUGUGCACAACCCAAACAAUUUGGACUACCCAGCAACAAUGACCAAUCUCCGUUCAGGAACAAUUAUGAUGAGCGGCUGUGGAAUUCUAACCAAUGGGAAGGGGACACGAAGGGAAUACUGUGAGUUUAGCCUGGAUGAGCUGCAGGAAGGAGAUCACAUUGGACUCAUGCGAAAGUCCAAUGGGGCUUUGCAUUUUUACAUAAAUGGCAUCGAUCAAGGCGUUGCUGCCACCCAGACUCUGCCCACUGUUUACGGGGUGGUGGAUCUCUAUGGCAUGGCAGUGAAAGUGACCAUUGUCCACAACCACAACCACUCUGACCGACUGCGCAGGAACAACGCCAUCAUGCGGGCUCUGUCGCCAGACGUGGGGCGGCGAGUAUUCGACUCAGGUGACACCGAGGUGGAGCGGCUGCUCUUCCAUCCCAACUGUGGGCAGAAGGCAGCGAUCGUGUGUGAUGGCAGGACAGCACUGAGGCCCCACGCGACAGAUGAUUUCAACCACGGGGUGGUACUCAGCAACCGUUCCCUCAGGAGCAAUGAAAUCUUCCAAGUCCGUAUUGACAAGAUGGUGGACAAGUGGGCGGGAUCCAUUGAGAUUGGCGUGACUACCCACAAUCCUGCUUACCUUCAGUUACCAUCAACCAUGACCAAUCUCCGUUCUGGUACUUGGAUGAUGACUGGUAACGGUGUGAUGCAUAACGGGACCACAAUUCUUGAUGAGUACGGACACAACCUUGAUCGACUGAAGGCGGGUGACACCGUUGGCGUUAUGCGCAAGGAUGAUGGAAGUUUGCAUUUCUUUGUGAACAAUGUGGACCAGGGUCUUGCAGCAUCCAACGUGCCGUCCAGUGUUUAUGCCGUUGUGGAUCUGUACGGCCAAGCUGCCCAAGCCACUAUCAUUGAUGAUAUAGAUCUGCCGCCUCUGCCCGAUGAGCCUUUGGAUGGCAACAACCAGAUCUCUCCCUGCAGCCUCUUCUCACUAACCCCCAGCAAUGACCUCCGCUUCCACCAUCUCCAUGGCAAUAAUGCUGUGAUCACUAACGGUGGCCGCACUGCCUUUCGGCAGAACUGCCGCAGCGAAUUCAAUGAUGCUAUUGUCAUGUCCAGCAGAGCAUUGAGGGAAGGAGAGAUGUUUGAAAUAUUGAUUCAGAAGAUGGUAGACCGGUGGUCUGGAUCCAUCGAGGCAGUUAAUAUUGAGACUCCCCCUUAUUUAGGAGUUACAGCAAUCCGUCCGGAGGACCUCGAAUUUCCCAGCACUAUGACAGAUAUAGACUAUGACACUUGGAUGUUGAGUGGCACAGCUAUUAUGCAAGACGGGAACACGAUGCGCAACAAUUAUGGCUGCGAUCUGGACUCAUUAACCACUGGCUCGCGAAUUGGGAUGAUGCGCAGCUCGAAUGGUGACCUCCAUUACUACAUCAAUGGGGUGGAUCAGGGAGUGGCGUGCUCAGGCCUACCGCCAGAGCUUUAUGCUGUGGUUGAUCUAUAUGGACAGUGCGUCCAAGUAUCUAUUACCAGCGGCUCACCACCUGUGGACAAUAGCCUGUCACUGAGCAAUGCCACAGAGAAGUCCUUCCCAAUACAAUCCCCAGUUCCAGGAAUCGCGCACCGAUUCCAUUCCAACUGCGGGAAGAACGUGGCAUUGCAGAAUGACGGAUGUCGAGCUGUUCGGAUCCAUGGCUUUUCCCAUGGAGUUGUCCUAAGCAUGAAGGAGUUGAGGUCUGAUGAGCUCUUCGAGGUUAAGAUUGAUGAGAUCAACGAACAGUGGUCUGGUUCUCUGCACAUUGGGCUGACUACCCUUCAGCCUUUGGAUGUCUCCUGUUCCUCCUCCGGGCUUCCGUCUUCGUUACUGGAGCUGAGGUCAAAAGUCAGCUGGCUGGUCAGUGGCUCUGAGAUCAGACGCAACGGAAUGCUACAGAAGCAGAACUACGGUUUCUCGAUGGAACGGCUGACGGUUGGCAAUCGAGUUGGAGUAAAGCGUGCCAGUGAUGACACCAUGCAUAUCUUCAUUGAUGGAGAGGACAUGGGUGUGGCAGCAGCAGGCAUUGCUAAGAAUGUUUUUGCAGUGGUGGACUUGUACGGUAAAGUUGCAUCGGUGUCCAUUGUGAGUUCCAGCGUGCUAGAGGAAGCAGAGAGUACGAAACCACCCUCUAUGUCCUCGGACAGUGGCAGUGAGGAGGAAGAAGAGCUGAGCCCUUGUGAGAAUGAAACAUCAGUCUUCAUGGCCACCGUUGAGUUCAUGGAGAAUCAUGGCAGAAACAUCUUGUUGUCCAACAUUGGCCACACUGCCACCCGAGUGGCCAGCUACAACCAAGGCGUGGUGGCAUCUGCUCAGCCAUUACCCCGGCAACUGCUGUUUCAGAUACAGAUUGAUCGUUUAAACCCACAGUGGACAUCUUCACUCUCACUAGGUGUGAUUGGAAACUCCCCUGAACGGUUUAAUUUCCCAGGCACUGCUUCAUCGAUCAAACGCUCUGCAUGGCUGAUCCAGCGAGAUUCUGUUUUUCACAAUUCAUUAAAGAUUUGUGACAAUUAUGGUCCCAACUUGGAUACAUGCCCUGAGGGAACCAUUCUUGGACUCCUGGUAGAUAAUGCACACAGUCUUCAUCUGUUUGUUAAUGGAAUGGACCAAGGUGUAGCUGCCCAAGACAUUCCCAAUCCAUGUUUUGUUGUGAUUGACCUGUAUGGCCAGUGCGAGCAGGUUACCAUAGUGACCAAUGACGCCAUGGCUAUAGGAGGUGAUAGUGGCCAUUUACGCUGCCAAGGUGAUGUGGAAAAAGCUGAUGUCGUCGAUGGUAUUAAGGAGAAUUUGUGCUGGACACCACCACCUGAAGUGAAUCCCAUGAAAACCUGUGAAUAUCAGGCCCUUUGUGCAAGAUUCAAGGAACUCCUCCCACUGCCAGAUGGUUACUUCGACGAGGAGCUGAAGUGCAACCUGUGCUACUGUGAAUCCUGCCACAAACUGCGUGGAGAUGAAGCCUACUACAAGCGGGGUGACCCGCCAAAGGACUACGCCCUUCCAUUCGGAUGGUGCAGGUUCGCACUCAGGCUGAAUCCACGCUGUGAAGUUGCUAAUGUCUACAAGAAGUGGCACACAGCGUAUCAUGGAACGUGUGUGGGCUCCCUGCGACGAACCUUGGAUCACGGGGAGCUGGUAUCAGCAGGGAGCUCCUCGAUCUUCUGCACCAAUGAGGCUAAAGUUGAGCUCCAGAAUGGAUACAAUGAUCCUGAGGAGAACAGUAUUCAGGAAAAGGACGUUGUAAAAGUCAGCCUCUCUCCAACAAUGCGAUAUAUUGGUCUUGACCGGUUCUGUCCUAAAAUACGGUUCAAGGACCUGAAAUCCCAACGACAUCACCAUGCUCAAGUGGCCUUCCAGGUGUGCGUGCGGCCAGGAUCGUAUAAGGUGGGCCCACAGUCUGUGGGGGCCAGUGAGUCAAUCGAUCCCAGGUUCAGCAACAAUGAAAUCGAGUGGAUCACCAAGGAGAGAGCCUCAACGGUCCUUUAUGGCCUGUUAAUCCGUGUGGAAUGAAGGAUUUCCCAUCUAACCCACCUGCCCCUGUGAACCUCUGGAGGAGAGAAAGACUGCGAGCAUGGACCAAACCCUAGGGGAGCAGGGGAUGAUCCCACUUUGGUGCUACAGCAACAGUGGUGUAUUGGGUGGGGUUUGGGGUGGCGAGAGAGCACAGAGUUGGGACACAUUUGCACAGUUUUACACAAUUUGCUGUUACACCAGUGGAAUGCUGCUCUAUUGACUCUUAUGUUCAAAAGAGAAAAAAACACACACAAGAAAAAACCUCAAACUAAAAUGUUCAGUUGAGUUUAAUCUUGCAUUUUGGGGAGGUAUUCUUGUUAGGGACGGGUGUGGGCCCGGUUUCCACUGAGGUGAACAGUUUUGUAGGUUUGUUUUAUUUUCAGAAGAAGUUUCCAUUUAACUCCCUGGACAAUAGAAACUUGAGGCCUGGGCUGCACACAGCCUGAGGGACAGGCCAGAAGCCUGAUUCAUUACUAAAAUAUAGAACAUUUAACACUGGAGAUUUCCUCUUCUUGAGGGGGUUGGGAUUGGAAAGAGGGGGCACAGAAAGGUAAAAGUGUCCCCAUCGGAGGGACAGGUGUGUGCAAAUGCUAUAGCAACAUUUAAGGCAGCAAGACUUUCUUCUGAACUGUGCACAUGAUUGCAUGCCAACCACAGAAAAACUUACAAACACGUGUCAUGUGUGAGCUGCCAGGGCAGGGAAGGAUGGGCAUGACCAUGUGUUUGUCAGUAAAUUGGCUGGAAAGGGGGAAACGGUUACAUAGAUCUUCUAAAUCUGCCCAAAUCUCAGGAUGAAAGGGAGAAGCAAUAUGAGGGCAUGGUGUUGCCCCCUGUCAGUUGUCCCGGUUACUGCACCAAGGAAUCGCCAGAGACUCGAGUGUGAUGCAGCACCUCCAGCAAGUAAUUGCAGCCUGCCUUCACCCUCUGAGCUCAGCAACUGCAGUGUGGACUGGCACAUAUCCCAUUGUGAUCAGUGUGGGGUUUGUUGACAUAAGUUGGACUCCAUAGAAUCCCUGCAGUGUAGAAGCAGGCAGUUCGGCCCAUGGAGUCCACACCGACCCUCCGAAGAGCAUCCCAACACCACCCCCAUACCUGUAACCCUGCAUUUCCCAUGGCUGACUCUCCGACCCCACGCCUGCAACAUUCCUGGACACAGUGGGGCAAUUUUGCAAUGCCAAUCCAUCAUAACCUGCACAUCUUUGGACUGUCUGUUGGCUGCCUGUUGUCACCUUUCUGCCAUUUCAUGUUUGAUGUAAAGCUGCCAUUUAGUAUCUGGUGGAAAUUGGAAGGGAUCACAAUCUUAUGGGAUGGGCUAGCAGUUACGGGGUGAGUAUGACUGCAACUAAGGAAUGCAGGGAUAAACUGAGAAGGUCCCACUGCUGUAGUGUGAACUGGUGAAGACAACAGCUGACUGAAAACACCACCUGGACUUAUUUGAUGGCUUCAUGUAUUUUGCACUGGAAGGUUUUUUUUCACCAAUGCAGACCUUCUUGCGAACAAAGCAGACUGCUUUAAAACGUUAACUCAAAAUGCAUGUGCAUAUGUUGUAACUUGUUCAUGUUUAGGCUGUGACGCGCAGGAAGCUGGAAGAGAAAUGGGAUUGAUGGAGAGGUUGGAGUCAUUCCUGGGCUGUGUAUAUCCUACACCCCAUUCAGACAUACUCUAGACAAUCAGUUCUGCUGAGUUGUUUAGCCCUUCACAGUCUAAUGUCAGACUAAAUGCAAGGUCACCUACUCUCCGAUCAUUUACCACUUCAAGCCAUGUGGCUGAUUUAUCCUUUCAAGAGCAAUUUUUCAACAGUUUUCAAAUUUUCUGUGAUGAAUAAUCCUGACUGGAAGCAGUUUUCAGAGUGGGAGUUGGCACUUUUAAUAGAGAUGGUAAGUGUCCAUUGGUGUUUAAACUGAAUUAAUAUAACACUGUCAGAGGAAUAUAAGACUGCAGUCUGGAAACUUUUUAAGUUACAUGAGAUUCUUCAUUUUCCCUUGCUUCUUUUUCCUUCCUUCAACUUGACCUUCCCUGGCAAGGUGUCUUACUAGCUAGAUGCACAUCCCCUCUUAUUAAAGUGAUUUAAUCACAUUCUGUUCUUUAGCCUGGGGAACCGUGAGGGUUGGGAGAAGAGAGAAGGAAGUGGAACACUGCAGUCGAUGGUCAGAGACUAAUAAAAAAAAUCGCCAAACAUGCUGGAGAAACUCAGCAGGUCUGGUAGCACCUGUGGAGAGAGAGAGAGAGAGAGAGAGAGAGAGACAGAGUUCACUUCUCAAGUUGAGUAUGACUUCAGAAGAAUUGUCAUAAUGGACUCAACGAGGACUGUUUCUCCACAGACAUUGCCAGAUCGCCCAAUUUUCUCCAGCACUCUUUUUUUCCCCCCAAAGUUUCAAUAUCCACACUGUUUUAUCUUUAUUGUAAUGGAGACAUCUGUAUUUCUCUCCCUCUUCCUUUACCGAUGAGAGUCUGUUUUUAACAAAAAAGGGAACAAAUGAUUUUCAGAGACAAUUACGUUCAACAUUCACAAAAGUUUAUUUCAAAGGAAAUGUCUUGCUGUUCAAGGAUCUACUUUUAGAAUGUAAGCAGGUUGAGACUUGUGGGAGUGGCACGAGGAGUUUCCACCUCAAGGUGUGCAGUGAUUCAAGGAGAGCUUCUACCAGGGACCAAGGAACGUGCCCUGUCCAACAUUGUCCACACCCCAAAAAAAUUAGAUCUGCGGUUUCCUCUAUCCAGAACUGGCAAAUGUUUUUAGAGAGUUUGUCUCCUCAACUGUUCCCAGGUAUUUAAACACCAAGGAAACAAGAGUAGGCUAUUCAGCCCCUUGAAAUUUCUGUAUCCUGUUAGAUUAUGUGCCCGCCCUUCAUCUUAGUUGCCAUCUGCCAACCCUUGCUGUAAUUUGAAGCCAAAACGAGUAUUGGUAACAGCAUUACCAAGGAGAAUGCAGCAGUUAACGAUAAAUUAACAGUAAAAUGCCAGGUUUUGUAUAAAGCCUAGCAGUUGAUUAUAAAUAAUCAUAACUAUUGCAGUGACUAUCAUCUCAAAAGUCUGUGAUUGGCUUAAAAUGGUUUGGAAUGCCCAGGAGUUGAGGUACCACAUUAAAACAAUUGUUUCUUUCUAUUAACACUGCCACUUAGCUCAGAUGCCACUGUUGGAUUAUUCUUAAAAUUUAGUGGAGAGAAUACCAGCCCAGACUAUGCAGCUUUAUAUUUAACUAUAACACUUACCAUGUUCCUCACAGCAAGCUGGAACUUGACUUGCCUGAUUUCUCCCUGUAUCAUUAUCCUAUUCCAGCUUGAACCAGUAUAACAACUGUAGUCAAUGUGGUAGUUUGUCACUUCUGAAAAGGUCCUCUCAAAUUUGUGUUUUCUUUGGGUUUGAAGAGACUUCAUCUGUUUCAAGGACCAGCCCCUCUUGCUGGUUGUGGAGCACUGAGCACAAUGCUUCGGGGUCCAUCAUCAGCUGCUUCAGCCUGUGCUGAUAUUUCAAUGUGCACUUUGUAAAGGGAGGGGGAUGAAAUGUUUGGCAGAGGGGGUGGUGGAGCAUUUCACUUUUGCAACCUACGUCCCUUCAGAUGAAGACUAAUGUUUCAUAGUGUUUAUGAUUUACUUGCGAGACCAGUGCUAUCUUCGUCGUCAAAACACUUCCAAUUCCUUGAUUCUACGACAGAUUCUCUUUACCUUGGUCAUGAAGAAAACAUUCUGUUUAGUCUUCUGCUGAUUCAGAGUCUGCUUUGGUUUGUUUGACUUUUCUUUCCAUACCCCUUCUGUAACCACUUGACUUUUGGGAUAUCGAGUAUCACUGACUAGACCAGUAUUUAUUGCUAAUUCCUAAAUGGCCAGAGGGCAGUUUGGAGUCAAUGACAUUGCUGUGGGUCAGGAGUCAUGUAGAGCUGUUGGGGAAAGACAACUUCCCAAAAGAACGUUCAUGAUCCAGAUGGCUUUUACAGCACAGGUGGUGAUGGUAUCGUUAAUCCAUAGACUCUGAUAGGGUUCUGCGCACCCGCAUAUAAAUCCCACCACGGUAAAUAGUGAGAUUUGAAUUCAGCAGCAUGUCUGGAAUUAAGAGUCCAAUGAUGACCAUGAAACCGUUGUCAAUUGUUGGGAUAAAAGCCCAUCUGUUCACUCAUGUUCUUUAGCAAAGGAAACUACCAUCAUGAUCUGCUCUAGUCCAGUCUAUAUGUGACUUCAAAUCCAUGGCAAUGUGGUUGACUCUUAACUGCCCUCUGGACUACUAACGACGGACAACAAAUGCCUCUCUAGCCAGCAUCACCCACGUGCUGUGAACGGAAAAAAUUAUUGAUGUGGUCACCAUCAGACAAACUUUUUAUUCCAGUUUUUCUUUUGCAUUGAAUUCCAAUUAUGCAAUCUUCCAUUUUGGGAUUUGAAUUUACAAUCCUAGAAGGUUAGCCUGGGCCUCUAGAUUACUCAUUUGGUGAAAUGACAGCUAUAUCACCACCACCCUGCAUUUGUUUUACCCUGACAAAGACAGGUUGUUUUUGCCCCAUUUGUCACCUCAAUUUCCAGUUCACCUUACAAGGUUGCCUCCAGUUUUGUCCACUUUCACACUUACUGACAAACUCUUGUAUAGGUCCUGAGACCGUGUUCAAAGCUGCUGUUUUAAUGCCCUGCUGAGUAAAUGCUGCAGUGUCACAGGUGCUGUCUCUCCAUGAAGACAUUAAGUCAAGACUCCAUCUGCCUUCAGAGGUGAUUUUAAAAGAUCUCACAUCUGCAAUUGCAAUUAACUGCAGUGUCCUGGCUAAUCUUUAUUUGCUUCUACCAAUAUCACUAAAACAGGCCCUUUUACACCCAUUGGUCAUUGCAUUUUCUACAUUUGCAGCAGUGACCACUCAAUUACUCCAAUUGGUUGGGAAAUGCUUUUGAGAUGUGCUGAAGUUGUUCAUUGUAUAAAUGUAAGUUAGUCACACUUACCCAUUUCAAACUUCCUGCUGAACCGGAUGAUGACAUGAUUGGCAAGCUACCACUGGCAUUUGAUCUUCAGCCAAACAACUUGAAUGACACCACAAGCAACUUGAGCUUGGACUGAUUUAUCCAAUUUUGUCAAAGGUAAUACAGAUUCCUUUUCCCCUUUCAAAUAUUUGAAGGUUCCUAUUGAUCUUUUUUAAUACUUUCACAGAAUGGGAGUAUUAAUGGAAUCUGUUACCCAUCCCCAAUUACCCUUAAGAAGCUGGUGGGGAGCUACCUUCAUGAAACAUUACGGACCAUGGGUGGAUCAAUACUAGUGCUGUUAGGAAUGGAGUUUCCCCAGGAUUUUGACCUAACAACAUGAGGGAACUCUGUGUAAUUUGAAGUCUGGAGGAUUUAUGGCUUGGAGGGAACUUGCAGCUUUGUCUCCAUGUAUCUGCUGCCUUUGUCGUUCCAGGUGGUAGGGGACGUGGGUUUAGAAACUCAUGAGUUGCUGCAGUGCAUCUUGUAACUGGUACACACUGCUGCUACUCUGCAUUUACAGUGAAAAAUGUAAAUCUUGAAUGUAGUAGGAUGCUUUGUUCCGAAUGAUGUUGAGUCUCUUGAGCGUUGUUGGAGCUGCACUCAUCCAGACAAGUGGAGCACGUUCCAUCGUGCCCCUGGCUUGUGCCUUGCAGACAAUACUAAGGGACUGCUGGAGGUGCAGACUGUGAGAUGGAAUGUUAAACGGUGUCCCAACAUACCUGCUCAGAUUGAUGUGCAAAAUCCUACUGCUAUUUGGAGAAAAGCAGGUGAAUUAUGCACUGUUAAAGUUUCGAGUCCAGUGGCCCUCCUUCAGAAUGUUUUGUAAAAGGACACUGGACUCAGUAUUAACACAGCUUUCACUCCACAGCUCCUGCCAGAUUUGCUGAAUUUUUCCAGCAAUUUCUCUUUUUGUUUCAGAUUUCCAGCAUCAACAAUUCUUUGUUAUAUUUUAGAGUUGUGCACUGUAUUUGGCCAACAUUUAUUCGUCAAUCAGCAUCACUAAAAUAAUCUGGUCAAUGUUACAUUGUUGUGUUUGGGAGGUACAAUGUACAACAUGUUUGCUGUAUUUCCAACAUGAUUCCUGUGACUAAACUUUGAGAUGUCUGGCAGCUGUGAAGAUAUUUCUUUUCACAGUAACCCUCCCAAAAAUCAGAAAAUGAAGGGAAAAGGGGAUGAUCCCUAUGAGAGUUCCACUGUCUGGAAUGUCCAUAAGUUACAUAGAAUCACAAAACUAUUACAAUAUGAAGGAGGCCAUUCCGUCCUUUGUGUCCAUACCAGCUCUUUGCAAGAGUACAUCAAGUAUUCCUACAACCACUCCUACCCCUCACACAUGCACAGACUUCCCCCUAGCCCUGCAAAUAUUUUCUGUUUAGGUGCUUCCAGUUCGCUUUGGAAAGCCAUGGUUUGAUCUGUAAUAAUAUUAAGAUAAAACAAGUUUUUUUUCAAUAAACAUUUC
This is a messenger RNA of Stegostoma tigrinum, 10972 nucleotides long. It is a transcript of the gene neurl4, whose product is annotated as neuralized E3 ubiquitin protein ligase 4. The record is from RefSeq and is a predicted model, not a curated record. Lineage: Eukaryota; Metazoa; Chordata; Chondrichthyes; Orectolobiformes; Stegostomatidae. Gene Ontology annotation, molecular function: ubiquitin protein ligase activity. The coding region runs from base 143 to 4582 and encodes 1479 amino acids. The transcript has 28 exons.